GUAGAGGUGGCAACUCGGCAUCGACGCAGCACCGAAUACAAAACAGAAUGCACGACCAGUCAGCGGAAGAUGCCGCCUGUGCGAUAAUGUCAUGGGUGGAACGAGCCGAUAGUUUUUAACAUGGUGGCAAGUGGCAGUUGGCCCGUUAAGGAUGACAUAAAAGUCGAUUCGCCAUGGCCGAAUUGGAUAAAAGUCUGACAUCUAUGGACUGGUUACCGCGUUUAAAUGUCCGAGGUGGUAUUAAUGGUGGAUCGGGGGACGGCAAUUUGGACUGCUGUGCUGCAAGCAACGACUGCAAUCCGAAAGAGAGUAAACCACCUUAUAGUUAUGCCUCUUUGAUAUCUUUUGCUAUCAACAGUUCUCCUACAAAGAAAAUGACUUUGAGCGAAAUAUAUAACUGGAUAUCAACCAAUUUCUCUUAUUAUAGAAAUGCUGGAAAUGGUUGGAAGAAUUCUAUUCGACAUAAUUUGUCGCUGAAUAAAUGUUUCCGUAAAGUUCCUCGUCCCAAAGAUGAUCCAGGAAAGGGAUCAUAUUGGGCAAUAGAUCAUUCUUCGACAGAUUCUAUAUCCAGGAAGAAAAAGCCAAAACUUAAUUGUCCUUAUAGCCCAGAUGAUGGUUAUAGUAACAUGUCAUCAAUGUCUGGAUGGCAACAAUCACCUCCAGCAUGUCAUCAGGACAUUCCACCAUUAGUUCACAAUCACUAUCAGAGUAUGGAUAGGAUAGAACAGUCAAGAAGUCAAGAAAAUACUUAUCCAGAAAUGGGACCUCUGCAGAAAACACCUACAAAAAGAGGCAGACCACCUAUCAACCGUUCAAGAUUGGAAACAAAUCUUAUAACUGAUUAUACGGAAACAAGAAGAACAGUUUCUUCAACUGCUACAGAACGAUGUUCUGGUGCUCCCAUUGGCAAUGCUUCCCAUAAUCGCUGCCACUUACAAAUGAAUGGUACACAAGAACCAGCAUCUAUGGUAAAACCGGUCAGUAAUACUUCAUGGGAUUUAGCUCAAAGUUUAGAUUGGCUGAAAGAAAAUGCAAGAAUGGUUGGAAGUGGAAAUCUACAGGAUAUUGAUAUGUCACAGUUUCAAGCUAUGAUGGAGAAUAUGAAGUCUAUAGAUCCCACAAAUUGGAUGCUCUCGCAAGAUCAGUUAGCUGAUUUAACUUCAUCUCUCAAUACAUUAUUUACUCAAUCCAAUACUUCAUGUGCAGUUUCUGAAUCUGUUGGAAAUUUUUAUUCUACAUCAGCUAACUGUAGUUUUAUGUCCAUGCAACAAAUACAUGGUAAAGAUGCUAGCAGUCCAAUGGGAACGGUGUCUUCAGAGAGUAGUAAUUUGUCUUGUACAUCACAUUCCGAUUUAAGCCCUUUGACCGCCGUUCAGCGUCCGUUACCAACUACUUCCCAGGAAGAUGAGGACGAUGACAUAGAAGAUGAUUUCAAUUGGGACAAGUUACUUUAAAUGCAUGGACAAUAAUUAAAAUUGUGAAUAGUUGUUGGUAAAUAUUUCUUAUGCAUACGAUAUUCUCGUAUAUUGCCAUGAGAAACUUCAAAUAUGAUUCAGUUAGUAAUGUUUAUAAUUAAACAUUUGUUGCAUACGUGCAGACAAAUAAUUGUAUACGUACAUAAAAAUUUUUUAAAAUAUUUUUAUGUUAUACAUUUUUAUAUUUAAAAGACCAUUUGUUAAAUAUGAUUAUGUCAUUGUUUGUACACAAUAUAUAACUGUAGAUUAGUUAUCAUCACAGUUUUUUUUUAAUCGACCUAAUUCUCGUUUUUAACGUCUGUUCACUAUAUACGUAAUUUAUCGUCGAUUAUUCACGUUUCGGACACCACACCGUGACGGAGCACAUUGUAGUCUGUCGUGUUGACGGUUGUAUCAUAAUUACGAAUAUCUAUUCACUUUGCAAGAUUUUGAAAUCAAAUGUGAUGCAGUUUUAUAUACAGAAUUAUUCUGUAAAUCUAUUUACAAUUUGCUUUUUUGCUGUUAUAUCAUAUUUCUAAAUAGCCAUUAUAAUAUUUCUAAACCAAGUGUCGUGAUAUUUGGAUAACGUAUUUCAUCUUAGACGUGAUUGUACUUAAAACCAUUAUUCUAAGAUCUCUACUAAGCGUGCAGAAGUGCCUAACAGUUGUCACGUGAAUUACAGAAUGGCAGUCGUUAGAAUUUGAUUUGGGAUCUGUGAUAUUUCAAGACGAAAGCACUUUGCCUCACAAAUGUCGGAAAGCAUGGCAGUGAUAACUAGUCAAUGCUCACGGAGAUUUUUGCCUUUUAAAAGGUACAAUUGAUUGUAUAUUAGCAUUUUCAGGAGUAUAUUUUGUGCAACAUUUUGUGUAUAAUUGUGCGUUAAUAUCAGUUGUCCAUUUCUUAUGAAAUUUUAUUUUUAUCCAAAUAUACAUUUCAUUUAUUAUUUCUCAUGUGUUCAACCAAUCUAGUCUAAACGUGUGAUUAAUGGGAAAUUACGACAGAAUUUUUUUAUGUUGUUUUUAACCAUUUUCGUAAUGUUUUACUUAGAACCAUCCUGGAUCUGGAGGCAACUGAAAAGGGACUGUUUGAAAACAUUGUUCAUAUUUGCUCAUAUAAUUUAUGUGCAUAGGAAAAAAAUUAUCUAAUUAUAUUAAAAUAGCUUACCAGAUUUAAAAUUUCAUGAUAUAAAUCGUUUUACAUUGUUGUUUUUUUGAGUAUAUGUCAAACAAAUUUUUAAUUCAUGAAGGUGAUUGUGAUUUCACUAUCUUCAUGUGGUUCUUUAAUAUAUAUAUAUAUAUUAAAAAAAAAGAAAUUUAAGAAGUGCAAAUUUUUUUUGCACAUAUUGAUGUAUCAUGUUAUUGUUGAGAAUUGCAUCUAUUUCACUUUUUUCAUACGGAUAUUACAGCUUAGCUUAAUUAAUCUAUGUAUAGAUAGAGUGGGGUUUUUUAAGCCAGUGUUUUUCCUGCCUGUAUAUACAUAUAAAUAAAAAAAA
Centruroides sculpturatus (bark scorpion) is the source of this 2946-nucleotide messenger RNA. RefSeq names its product forkhead box protein J3-like. Gene Ontology annotation, cellular component: nucleus. Gene Ontology annotation, molecular function: RNA polymerase II cis-regulatory region sequence-specific DNA binding; DNA-binding transcription factor activity, RNA polymerase II-specific. Gene Ontology annotation, biological process: regulation of transcription by RNA polymerase II. The record is from RefSeq and is a predicted model, not a curated record. NCBI's taxonomy places the organism in Eukaryota, Metazoa, Arthropoda, Arachnida, Scorpiones, Buthidae. The transcript has 11 exons. The coding region runs from base 174 to 1454 and encodes 426 amino acids.